Camellia sinensis is the source of this 843-nucleotide messenger RNA. RefSeq lists its product as uncharacterized. The record is from RefSeq and is a predicted model, not a curated record. NCBI's taxonomy places the organism in Eukaryota, Viridiplantae, Streptophyta, Magnoliopsida, Ericales, Theaceae.
GAAAGUGAGGCACAAAAAAAAGAAAAGAAAGGAAUAAUGUUAUGUUACAUAUAUAUGAAAUAUAGAAUGAGGAUUGGAAUUAGAGGAUCAGAAGCUUGUAUGUAUGCAUAUGGGAUUUACUAACAACAAGCAAAAAUGGGAGCCAAAGAAACUGUCUUGUUCCUCAUCAUCCUCUCCUUCCACUUCUAUCAUCCGCCAUCAUUAUUUUCUCUUGCAAAUAACUUGCCUUCUUCAGCUCUUUUGCAGAAAAAAGUAGGAGAUACAGAAUUGGAUAAAGAUAGUAGUAGCUCCACUCAUGGUGGUGGAAAUGGAAUAGCCCACCACAGCAAUUAUGCCUAUAGUGCCAGUACCAGAGGUGGUGGUGGUGGCAGCAGAGGAGCAAGUGGCGGCCGAUCAGGCGGCAGUAGUGAGGAAGGAAAUGGAGGUAGCUCCACAACCCCUAACACAGCAGCAGGCACUGCUGUCAUUCCCUUAUAUGCAGCCGGCGCUGCCAAUGGCCACCGCAACACCCACCACGGCGCUGGCAGCUGCAACCAGAGCUGCGUAGAUGUUUCCACUUUGUGUGCUCUAAUCUUGGCAUCUCUUGUUGUACAUAUUUAUGUAGUACUUGGAGUCGAAAACCUAACUAAGCCUGUGUAAAAUGAAGAGUUUCUUACUUCAUAAUGCUAUGCACUUGAAAAAAAAAAAAAAACAAAAAUACCUGUAAAAUAAAAUAUGCAGAGUAGAUUCAUUCUAGGUGUGAAUCUAUGUCGUAUACUUCUAAUGCUUAUUUUGAAAGCAUAGCUUUUCUGUUCUUGCUUUACCAUGUUAGUGGAGACUCUUAUGUUUUAGCCUUUUCAUUUA